GUCCAAGCCCAGUGCUCUUUCCCCUGAUGAGAAACGUUUCCAGAUUUAAACUCCAGUUUAUAGGUCCAUUAACAACCCUCUCUAAAGAGGAGGCAAGAGGUUUCAAGUUCUCAGGGAAAAAAAGAACUGACAUCAAAAGGUCUGUAUGGGGUCAUUUGUCUCAUUAUGACUUUGAUUUGGCCUUGAUCUUUAUUUAGUAUUUCAGUUUUAUGCUCUGCAACAAGUUUGGCCAUGUUGGAGGACCAUCCAAAGGUCAGCAAGUUGGCUACUGGCGAUUGGAUGCUCACUCUGAAGCCAAAGUCUAUUACUGUGCCCGUGGAAAUCCCCAGCUCACCUCUGGGUUGACAUUCUUAACCUUCCUGGAUCCUAUCAGAGAAACCUCAUUCAUCAUUUCAUUUCCAAAUUAUGAAGACCAUCUGGGCCUGAGUGGAGAUGCUUGUUUCUUCCUCUUCCCUAAUGCCCUUUCCACCAGUGUGGACUGCAGAUUGUCAGUGGCUGCUAUGCAGCAGGUGCAGCCUGGUCUCUCACUGAGUCUCUACUCCACAAAGGCAACGACUGGCCAAGGCAGUGGCUGGCUCUGGGUUACACAAGUGCAGACACUCAACUAAGUGAGCUGGAAGACCCAGGAGAAGGCGGAGGCUCAGGUGCCCACAUGAUCAGCACAGCGAGGGUACCUGCCGACAAGCCUGUACGCAUCGCCUUUAGCCUCAAUGACGCCUCAGAUGAUACACCCCCUGAAGACUCCAUUCCUUUGGAAUUUCCAGAAUUAGACCAGCAGCUACAGCCCCUGCCACCUUGUCAUGACUCCGCGGAAUCCAUGGAGGUGUUCAAACAGCACUGCCAAAUAGCAGAAGAAUACCAUGAGGUCAAAAAGGAAAUUGCUCUGCUUGAGCAAAGAAAGAAGGAGCUCAUUGCCAAGUUGGAUCAGGCAGAAAAGGAGAAGGUGGAUGCUGCUGAGCUGGUUCGGGAAUUCGAGGCUCUGACGGAGGAGAAUCGGACGUUGAGGUUGGCCCAGUCUCAAUGUGUGGAACAACUGGAGAAACUUCGAAUACAGUAUCAGAAGAGGCAGGGCUCAUCCUAACUUUAAAUUUUUCAGUGUGAGCAUACGAGGUUGAUGACUGCCCUGUGCUGGCCAAAAGAUUUUUAUUUUAAACGAAUAACGAGUCAGAUCUAUUGCUUCUCUGUAUUACCCACAUGGCAACUGUCUAUGAUGAGUUUACUGCUUGCCAGCUUCUAGCUUGAGAGAAGGGAUAUUUUAAAUGAGAUCAUUAAUGUGAAACUAUUACUAGUACAUGUUUUUGGAGAUCAGAAUUCUUUUCCAAAGAUAUAUAUUUUUUUCUUUUUUAGGAAGAUAUGAUCAUGCCGUACAACAGGGUAGAAAACGAUAAAAAUAGAAUAUUGACUGACCCAGCUAAGAAUCAUGGGCUGAGCAGAGUUAAGCCACGCAACAAACCCGUAACAUGUUCACUGUAGUUUCACAUGUGUAUUUUUAAAAUUUCAUGCCUUUAAUAUUUCAAAUAUGCUCAAAUUUAAACUCUCAGAAACUUCUCUGCAUGUAUUUAUAUUCACCAGAGUAUAAGCUUUUGUACUCUGAUUUUUAUUCUUCAAUGAUUGAUUGUACUGAGAAUAAAUGGUCACAUAUCCUAAAAGCUUCUUCAUGAAAUUAUUAGCAGAAACUGUGUUUGUAACCAAAGCACAUUUGCCAAUGCUAACUAGCUGUUGUAAUAAUAGACAGAUAAGGUUGCAUUUGCUUCACGCCAUGUGACCUUACAGUAAACAUCUCUGCCUUUGCCUGUGUGUGUUCUGGGGGGAGGGGGGACAUGGAAAAAGAUUGUUUGGACAUUAUUUGGGUGAGUGCCCUUGAAAACAUCAGUGAACUUGUAACGAUUGUUUUGGAUUUAAGGAGAUGUUUUAGAUCAGUAACAGCUAAUAGGAAUAUGCGAGUAAAUUCAGAAUUAAAACGAUUUCUCCUUGUUCUACCUAUCACCACAUUUUCUCAAAUCGAAUUCUUUGUUUUAUGUCCAUUUCUAUUCAUGUAACUUCUUUUUCAUUAAACAUGGAUCAAAACUGACA
Mandrillus leucophaeus (drill) is the source of this 2073-nucleotide messenger RNA. It is a transcript of the gene MAP3K7CL, whose product is annotated as MAP3K7 C-terminal like. The transcript has 7 exons. NCBI's taxonomy places the organism in Eukaryota, Metazoa, Chordata, Mammalia, Primates, Cercopithecidae. The coding region runs from base 653 to 1081 and encodes 142 amino acids. The record is from RefSeq and is a predicted model, not a curated record. Gene Ontology annotation, cellular component: nucleus; cytosol.